Molecule: messenger RNA, 561 nt
Organism: Caenorhabditis briggsae
Lineage: Eukaryota; Metazoa; Nematoda; Chromadorea; Rhabditida; Rhabditidae
Exons: 3
Coding region: 1-561 (186 amino acids)
Source: RefSeq, a predicted model, not a curated record
AUGCAUCAGAUUAUUCAAACUAUUAUUUUAUUGUGUUUAUUUGGGACCGCGGUGUCCAAAAGUUGUCUAGCGAAUCCACAGGCGAGGAAAUGUUUGGAGGUUUUCAAAGAGCUCGGCGAGCAAGCUGGCCACUACGACCUCACCAACAAAAACUCUACAGUACCCACCAACGCUCUUUGUGGAAGAUUCAAAAGAUGCGCUCCCACAUUCUCCUGUGAUCCAGAACCCAAACUAGUCUACGCAGUUAACAUCACAAUUCUAUUCUGCGAUGCGAUUGAUUUCUUCACAAACACAUUUUUGCCGUGCCAAAUGAAAUUGGACGCGGAUACUACGGAAUGCACACGAGCUUGGGAUCCAUUCCCAAAGGAGAUUAAGGAUAAGAAGGUGAUGAAGGAGGUGCAGGAGUACGCGUGUAAGAAUUAUUUUGGGAAGGAUAACUGUAUGAAGGAUCACAUCAUUCAAGUUUGUGAUGUGGAGAUGUGGAAUGGGUUUAGAAAGCACCAUCUGGCACUCAACACAAUUAUUGGAGCCUGCGACUUUAAGGAAGGCGAACCUGCCUAA